This is a messenger RNA of Guyanagaster necrorhizus, 2346 nucleotides long. RefSeq names its product RNA-binding domain-containing protein. The transcript is spliced from 5 exons. NCBI's taxonomy places the organism in Eukaryota, Fungi, Basidiomycota, Agaricomycetes, Agaricales, Physalacriaceae. The record is from RefSeq and is a predicted model, not a curated record. The coding region runs from base 1 to 2346 and encodes 781 amino acids. Gene Ontology annotation, molecular function: RNA binding.
AUGUCCCGUCUUAUUGUAAAGAAUCUACCAUCGUACAUCACGCCCGAGCGCCUUCGGAAGCAUUUUGAACAGAAAGGCUGCCCUCAGGGUACCCUUACUGACCUCAAAGUCGCUCACAAGCAAGAUGGGACUUCACGUAGAUUUGGUUUCGUUGGUUACAAGACAGAUGAAGAGGCCUCAGCUGCGAAGGAAUGGUUCGACAAAACCUUCAUUGACUCCGCACGAAUAUUCGUCAAUGUUAUCGAGGGUGCCAAGGACGCGCCAGCUCCUCGACCUAAUAAACGGCCACGACUAGACCCUCCGGAUAAUAUGUCAUCUGAGCAGGCGAAGAAGUCAACUACGAAGGCGGCCGUGAAAGAGGACAAAGCCAAGUCAACGAAAGAGCCGCGUUUGGACGAGUUCAUGGACGUCAUGCAGCCGCGGACGAAGAAGGGUCCCUCAUGGGCUAAUGAAGCACAGCCAGAGGCGUCGACAAGUUCACACACUCUGGACGUGGAUAUGCAGGAUCCUGGCCUGGAUGCGCCUGAUGCUGAGCCGGUGAACCAGGAAGGCUUAUCGGACUUGGAGUGGAUGAAGCAGCACCUGUCGAGGAAAGUGGAUGAAAAAGAACGAGUUUUCGAGCAGUCUGAUGAUGAGGAGCAAGCUCCGGAUGGCGAGGUAUCCACGACGCCUGCCUUACCUGAGGCCCCGAAAGAUCCGACAGAGGAUACUAUACUACAAACAUCGAGGCUUUUUGUCCGGAAUCUUGCUUUCUCAUGCGCAGAUACCGAGCUCUGGGAACUAUUUGGUGGAUAUGGAGAGAUUUCUCAGGUUCACAUACCUCUUGAUGCGCAGACAAAACAAUCGAAAGGGUUGGCAUAUGUCACAUUCGCACGGGCUGCCGACGCUGUCUCUGCCUACAAGGCUUUAGACCGAAAGUCCUUCCAAGGUCGUCUGCUGCAUAUCCUUGCUGCGGUCGACCGUAAGGGUGCGUAUCAAGUGGAAGAAGCAGGGGGGAAGAAACGAACUCUAAAGGACGAGAAGAAUGCAAAGCGCAAGGCUGCCGCCAGCAAAGACUUUAAUUGGAGUAUGCUUUACAUGAAUAGCGACGCGGUGGCUUCAUCUAUUGCUGACCGCAUGAACAUCGCCAAAUCCGACAUAUUGAACCCAGAAUCGUCGGACAAUGCCGCCGUCAAACUUGCCCUCGCAGAAACGCACAUCAUUCAGGAAACAAAAUCAUAUCUUGAAUCUCAGGGGGUUGUCUUAUCAUCUUUUUCAUCACGGGCUCGUUCAGAGACCACUAUCCUCGUCAAAAAUAUUCCUUAUGGAACAAGCGAGGAUCAGAUACAACAGCUAUUCGAGCCUCAUGGGACACUUACGCGCGUUCUUGUACCUCCUGCGGGAACGAUGGCGGUGGUUGAUUUUGACAGGUCCGACGAAGCGAGCCAGGCAUUUCGCGCUGUAGCGUACCGUCGGCUCGGCAAUUCCAUCGUUUACCUGGAGAAAGGCCCCCUCGGUAUAUUUUCGGAUGCCCCACCUGCUGCGACUGCGUCGAAGACUCACGUUUCCUCCUCUCAUGCCAUCACUAUUCCCGAACAGACUGAAGAUGCCGACGCAGGAGAGCCCUCUCUCUCCGAAGGUUCGACGCUAUUUGUUAAGAAUCUGGCAUUUUCUACGUCAACAGAACGCUUUAAUCAGAUGUUCCGCAACCUACCUUCCUUUUCUUUUGCCCGUGUGCAGACCAAGCCUGACCCUAAGCGUCCUGAUGGACGGCUGAGCAUGGGUUAUGGGUUUGUGGGUUUCAAAGACGUUGAAGGGGCUCGGAAGGCGAUGAAGAGCAUGCAGGGUUUUGUUUUGGAUGGGCAUGCAUUGCACAUCAAGUUUGCCGGCCGGGGCGCGGAGGACGAGGGGCGCGGUAAAGACAAUACCACCUCGAAGAGUCGGACGACUAAGAUGAUCGUGAAAAAUGUACCGUUCGAGGCAACACGGAAAGAUAUCCGGGAGCUUUUCGGGUUAGUGCCGCCCCUGUUUGCAUCACGAAUUGUAUCACUUAUUGUCUUUUUGCUCAGUUCACAUGGACAGCUGAAAUCUGUCCGCCUUCCAAAGAAGUUUGACUCUCGCACGCGUGGUUUUGCCUUUCUUGAUUUCGUUUCAAGAGCGGAGGCCGAAAAUGCGUAUGCUGCGUUGCGUCACACUCAUCUUUUGGGUCGGCAUCUGGUACUGGAGUGGGCUGAGGAAGCUGAACAGGAUCUCGAGGUGCUGCGAAGGAAGGCGGGCGUAGGCUUUGGUGAUGGCAAGGCGAUACCUGGACGUAAAAGGAAGCUCGACAUGGGCAAUACCGUUGAAGGGGAAAUGGAUGAUGAGUGA